Messenger RNA from Microplitis mediator, 1322 nucleotides. RefSeq lists its product as uncharacterized. Gene Ontology annotation, cellular component: RNA polymerase I complex. The coding region runs from base 162 to 1271 and encodes 369 amino acids. The record is from RefSeq and is a predicted model, not a curated record. The transcript is spliced from 5 exons. NCBI's taxonomy places the organism in Eukaryota, Metazoa, Arthropoda, Insecta, Hymenoptera, Braconidae. Gene Ontology annotation, molecular function: DNA binding. Gene Ontology annotation, biological process: RNA polymerase I preinitiation complex assembly; transcription elongation by RNA polymerase I; nucleolar large rRNA transcription by RNA polymerase I.
AGCUUAGAGGGCCAGACAUCAUUCUUCGGGUGCGUGAGAGUAGAAUUUAUUUAAACAUUCAACACGUGAGGUUAGAAAAAUUAGAAGCAGUACACCUAAUUGAUAGAAUAUAAUUUUUUUAUUGUAAUUGUGUGUCAUAGCUUAAUUCAUCGCUAUUUAUAAUGAAACUGAAUGGGACUGUUUCUAAUGUCACAAUUCAACCUACUAAAAUCCAACCGAUCAUUGUGAAUUUUCAAAAUGGUAAAUUAAGGAAUAAUUAUGCAACAAAAAUGAAGUGCGGCUUAUUUUACGCUGAAAAAUGUAACAAAUCAGUAUUAGGAAUCUCAAAUGAUCAUGUUGUUUACAAAGGGCAUCGCCCAAAGAAUCAAUCAACUUACACAAUGUUAGCAAUCCAUAAUAAAUCAACAGGUAAAAUUAGAUUGAUUCAAGCUGAACGAUGGGUAGUUUCUCCUACUAUUAAAAAUCAACUAGAAUACAGUGAGAAUAUCGAAGUCGACCAGAAUAAUUUACUUAACACACAAUUCGGUACAAAAAAAGUUAAACGACGAACCGUGCAAUAUGGAAAAAUGAAAAUCAGCGUAGAUGCAGUUAAAGACCAACUUACGGAAACUGUUGCACAUGUAGAAAUCGAUAAAAAUGAUUUGAAAGUUGAACCAGUUGAAGAUAAGCUUACUAGCUUACCACCAUGUAAUAGGAAUGCAUCCUCGACUGAAGAAGUUUAUAACUUAAAUGACAUUAUUCCCGCUGAAAUACUUACACUGAUCUGUGAGAAAUGUGAUGAUAUAUUACAAAGUGUUGGAAACAGGAAUUCACGAUUUUAUGCUGAUGUUCUCAAAUCACUGGAUCGUGACUCUCAAAAAAAGAAAAAAAUUGCCAUACUAGAAUUUAUCAAUGGCAUUUCGAAAUGGUUAAGUAUGAACGUUAGAGAAGCUAAAAGAAGAAGCUCUGAAAUUUGCAUAAUCCCAGAAGUCAGUUUUUAUAUCAUCGACACUUACAGUAUGAUUAGCGCGAGUGGAAGAAUACGCCCAAUGAGUAUGCGAGACAAAGCCGUAAUACACAGCAUCAUCUUAGCUUUGAUGGUGAACGACUAUAAACUAGAUUUAGACUCUUUUAAUGAACAUAUGACUUGUCGUCUAAGCAUAAAGAAAUUAACAGAAUUAGCUAGAGUUAUUGGAGCUGUUCCAAACAAAGACAAUAAACAACGAGUUUCAUUAAAAGUUCCGCUACCUAAUGUAAUUAAUGUAGUCAAAAGAGUGAUAAAAAAAAGAUAAUCCACUUUAUUUUUUAUGUAAUUCUAUUUAAAAUAAAAAUUAGCUAUUUUA